AUGGCCUGGGGGCGUCCCACAAAGCUGUCUACCGAGCCAAAAUGCGAACCGGCCCGCAACACACAGCCCAGAAGGUGCAUUCCAAGAUGGCGGAUAGUCCGCAACCCUCGUACUGCAGGGUUCCCCAGAUGGCAGAGCCAACCUGCAGACCGCACAGACCCCCGAGACAGGCCAGCAAACCACCCUAAGCAGCCACAAGCACCGGCAGGGGACCACGACAGGACAGACAAAAGGCAGGAAAGGAGAAGAAACCCCCAGGGCACCUAUGCAGCAUGGAACACGCGACCUCACACGACGAACCCGCUCAGGAGCUCCAGCCAUGAACAUCACUACAAAGCAACGGGGACGCGAGAACACAGGGGGAUACCCCAUAUAGAGACCCCCGACAGCACCUGCACAACCGCGGCCAACAUCGGAAGCACCCGAAACUAUGAGCUGCAGAAGCAGGCCCACAGGACUAACCAGGGCUCUGAGGAGAGCUUAAUAGAAAACAGCUGCCGGGUCCCCAGUGGCCCCAAGUGCCCUCUACCAAGAUUAGGUACUGGCCAACUCUGUACGCUCUCUGGACUUUACAGUGGACAUUAUAAACGUUGCUCCGACCCUGUACACAUGGACACAGAUGGUACUUAUGGACCCACAUGCGCCCUGACAUACCUGACAACCCAGCAUAAUCAGACCAUCGAGCAAUCUGCACACACAUUCCACGGCACAACUCCAGGCAAAAGUACACCACCGCAAAAACUAUAUCGCACACAAGCCUCGACAUAUACCGGCCAUAUUAAACACGUGGACCCCAGACCUGGUUAG
This is a messenger RNA of Pelobates cultripes (western spadefoot toad), 807 nucleotides long. NCBI's taxonomy places the organism in Eukaryota, Metazoa, Chordata, Amphibia, Anura, Pelobatidae. The record is from the annotation of a GenBank genome assembly.